This is a messenger RNA of Tarenaya hassleriana, 2070 nucleotides long. RefSeq lists its product as uncharacterized. Bases 124 to 2055 code for a protein of 643 amino acids. The transcript has 8 exons. Lineage: Eukaryota; Viridiplantae; Streptophyta; Magnoliopsida; Brassicales; Cleomaceae. The record is from RefSeq and is a predicted model, not a curated record. Gene Ontology annotation, molecular function: protein binding.
ACAAGAAUAACGUAAUCAGACAAGCAAAGAACAAGAUUAAGGCAUAUAUUUAUAUAUAUAUAUAUAUAUAAAUAGGACCGUGAAUGUGAGCGAAAGAACAGGUUCCGUACUUGUUCAUACUAGAUGGGAGACAUCGAGACAGCGGAAGCGAGUUCUGUUGAUGCAUUCCCGAGUUCGAAAAUGGUGUUCCCCGAUCCAAAUCCUAGGAUGCCGAGAGAGAGAACGAGGAGGAGACCUUCCAACAUCAAGCUACCCUCUCGUCUGAAAGAGAAGGUGACGAGUAAAUACAACCAGUAUUUGCCUCUGCACCGGGCAAUAAGCAGAGGUGACUUGGAAGCUGUGAAGGACUUCCUAAACCACCGUCCAGACGCCAUUACCGCGUGGAUAGACCUGUUCGAGACGCCGUUGCUGAAAGCGUGUAACCAUGGACGAGCGGAGAUCGUCAAGGAGAUACUACAGAGGAUGAGACCCGAACAGGUCUUGACCGUAAAGGAAAAAGAUGGUAACUCAGAAAGCACGCCUCUCUCUGUCGCUGCCAUGAGCGGGAAUUUGGAGAUAGCCGAGGCCUUGAUCGCAAAGAACCCGAAACUGCUCGAGAUUCCGGGCGACAGCAGCCUAAUCCCGGUUGCUGCCGCGGUUCAGAACGGACAAGAGGAAAUGGCUCGGUUUCUCUACUGCAGAACCCCUCUUCAAGUUUUGCUUGCUGACGACGGUUACCAAGGUUGCAUCCUCCUUUCAUUGGCCAUAUACUACGGAAUGCUCGAUAUUGCCUUGGAUAUCUUCGAAGCUUUCCCUCGCCUCGCUGUUACGAAACACCCGCGUUUAGAUCAUUCACAACCUCUUGAUGCGUUGGCUGAGAUGCCUGAGCUCUUCCCGUGUGCCUCGAGACUUGGAUUUUGGCGACGCCUAGUCUACUCUUCAACAGAUAUAAGUGUAAAUCCUCAAACUUUUGCAGAGACUUGGAGUUCAAACCAACAUGGAGGUCUGGUCCCCAAGGUACUUGGAGGUCUGUCCAAAUGGUUUGGAAUCUACGAAAUGAAAGAGAUGCAUUGCAGAGCUCAGAAGCUUCUGACAGGAAUGUGUAAGGAAAUAUCUGCGACGGAGGAGGACGAACAGGACGAGAAUGAAAUCCACUCGAGCUUUUUCUCCGCGGUGAGAUGUGGGAACAAGGAGUUCGUGAUGGAGAUGAUCAGAUGGAACCCGGACUUCCUCUGGCUUGCUGACAAAGACAAUCGGAGAAGCAUCUUUCAUAUGGCCGUGGAAUUCAGACAAGAGAAGAUCUUCGAUCUGAUCUACGGGUUGAAAGAGUUGAAGAACAUGAUCCUUGACACCGACCAUGAAGACAACGGGAUUCUUCACAUCGCAGGUGGUCUCUCCCCUCGAGACAAGCUCUCUACAGUCGCCGGAGCUGCUCUCAAGAUGCAAAGAGAACUCCAAUGGUUCAAGGAAGUAGAAAGCAUUGUGCCGGAAAUGGACAAAGGAGAUACGAACCAUAACCACCUCACGGGGUAUGAGAUAUUCGAAACCGAACACGAGCCGCUUCGAAAAGAAGCCGAGGAAUGGAUGAAAGGCACAGCAACCGCAAGUAGCGUAGUGGCCGCUCUCAUCGCGACAGUCACCUUCCAAGCCGUCUUCACCGUUCCUGGAGGUACUGACCAAAGCAAUGGCCACCCUCUCCAUCUCAAAGACGCUCGGUUCAUGGUGUUCACCAUUGCCGACACUCUCUCCUUCUUCGCCUCUUGCACCUCCGUACUCAUCUUCCUCUGCAUCCUCGCCGCUAGAUACUCUUUCGACGACUUCCUUGUGUCGUUACCCUCGAAGAUGAUCUUCGGCCUUUCCACUCUCUUCGUAUCCGUCGCUGCAAUGCUCGUGGCAUUCUCGACCGCGCUUUUCACGACGCUCCACGAGGCUCCGUUGCUGGUGAUCCCUGUUCUACCUCUCGCUUGCCUACCUGCAUCGCUCUUCGUCAUGCUUCAAUUCCCUCUCCUUAAGGAGAUGAUUUCCUCCACCUUCGGCCACGGGAUCUUUAAACGCGACAACACGCCUUGGUUCUGACAUUGCUUUCGAUAC